Durusdinium trenchii is the source of this 960-nucleotide messenger RNA. Lineage: Eukaryota; Dinophyceae; Suessiales; Symbiodiniaceae. The record is from the annotation of a GenBank genome assembly.
AUGGAAAUCCCUCGACAAACUCUACGGCCGUACAAGAACACCACCCGCACUGGCAUCCACGCCGCGCACUUCAUCCGGCUCCAGUUCCGCACCGCAGUGCAACGCGCCACCCAAGCCAUGCUGCCGUCCCUGGUCACUGACCAUGCCCAUUGCCCCCCAGGAGACUUGGACACGUUGACGUACGACACCGUCGUCAACAUCGCGGGCCACGUGCUCAGCCUCUCCAGUCUGCAGCAAGCGGAUAUCCUUCCAAAGCGAACCGUCGAGCUCCAACACAAUGACUACUGCGUGCCGGUGACCUUACUCGGGCCUAUGGCGAAGCUUCAGUGGGACAUUGGCCAAUUGGUGGUGCUUUACGGGUGUGUCAAACGACACUACCAAGGGCUUACGAACCUCGAGACCACCCGCUUGGCUUGGCGCUGCGUCAAUCCACCCUGGCUCAAUUUGACCCCGCCUACCAAAGACAACGCCGCCGCCAGUCCCGCCCGCAAAGCUUUGCGUCGCGAAAACCUAGCCCCGGUGACGGUCGCCGCCCUUCUCGCGACCGAUCCUUCCGACGCAUCCGUGAAGGCCGUUGCUGCGCAGCCUGCUGCGGUCACAGAAAAACUCUUCGAAGAAACCCUCUGGGUCGCUGCCGACCGCAUGAGGUUGCCACUGACCUUGCACGACUCCUCUGGCGAGGUGUCCACCAUGUUCACCCAGUGCAACACGGAAGAUGGACAGGCAACCUUCCUUGCAGCCAUAAACACAGCCAUCGCCGGAGAGGCCCGCUGGGUGCUCCGCCCAAAGAUCUGGCACCGCGAUAACGGCUCCCAAGAAAUGCAAUGGCACGUCGUCUCCACCGAGCCGCUCAACCAUGCCUUCGCUGCCCCGCCAUCUGAUCCCUUGGGUCCCACCGCACCAGCUACGAUCCCCGCCGCAGCGACGCAACACGAGGACGAGGCAUUGACUGAAGGCUAG